Triplophysa dalaica is the source of this 2721-nucleotide messenger RNA. RefSeq lists its product as uncharacterized. The coding region runs from base 430 to 2721 and encodes 763 amino acids. The record is from RefSeq and is a predicted model, not a curated record. The transcript has 5 exons. NCBI's taxonomy places the organism in Eukaryota, Metazoa, Chordata, Actinopteri, Cypriniformes, Nemacheilidae.
ACAGUGUCACACCUGUGUUCCUCUAUCAUUGCCUGAUCUCUGAUUGGCUGAUUGGUUUUCACAUCCACUUGUCAGGAGGACUCAGACGUGCUGUCAGUGGUGAGCAGCUACUGUGAUGUCAGCAGAGGGGGGUGUGGCUUCAAGGACGGCUCCCUCUGUAUUUUGAGCUCAGACUGUGACCUGUGCGUGUGUGACGGAGACGACGAUCAAAGCUCUGACAGGUAAGACUGAACCAGAGUCUGUAUACAGUGUUUGUUAGAAUAUAAACUCUGCUUCAAUGACUUUUUAAAUAUUUUGAGGAAUCAGUUCCAUUGUGUCUCAUAGUGAUGUUUGUUUCAUUCCAGUCAGUGUGACGAUUCCAUAUACAGCAGCUCAGUCAGUGUUGAAGAAGAAACGAACGUCCUUCACUACUCUUCAUCUCACUGCAGGAUGACUCGUUUGGAUCAAUCGUCACGCCGGUUGAGUCCUCGGGGCUGGACAGAGGUAGCCCGCAGCCGUGAUGCUUUUGGGUCCUCAGGGUUUUCACACGUUAGUGCGAAGGAAAAGACAGAUCGGGAGAGUGGAUAUUUCUCUCUGGGAAGAGCUGUGGGUACUAGAGCCGUCUGUGAUAAAGGCUCUCCUCCUCCCUAUCGGCAUUCUGAAAGAGGUCAUCCCCUCCCGAACAACAAAAGCCCAGAGCCCAAAGCCACAAUUCCCUUCCGGAACCCGGGUCUGGGCGUUCCCUCCGAAAGGAGAACCGGUGAGAUAGAGAAUGCUGAUCUGAUGAACUAUCCUACACAACCCUUGACUCCUGAUCCAGUGGAUCUCAGUGUAGAGGUGGAGGCUCUCGCUGGUCCCAGAUCUCUGAGUCCCACUCCUUUCAGACAAGCCGAAUCGCUCAGCACCUCCAAACGAAGAGUAGAACGAAACCUCCCGUUGUCCUCCUACCCAACGCAAAGAAGUUCCAGUCUGUCACGCUCUUCGUCUCCAGGUCGUAGUUUCUCUUCACUCAGGCGGGGCGAGUCCUCCUCCCAUCUAAACACCCUGGGUUUUCGCUCUGGCAGUUUGGCACGGGGACGAGAGGAGGUGUCAGGCAUUCCCCCUCGGAACGGUUAUGCAGGAGGCUCGCAGAAGAACUUGCGCUCGUUGGCGAGCACCGUGGGCACGGUCAGUAGUGUCAGUAAGUCCUAUAUGGAUCCGAGAGGCUCUUCACGGAAUUCAGAGAACAACAGCUCUCCUGUCAGCUCUAUGCUGAACCGUGGUGGCACUCCGGCUCGGAGCGGUUACGCUGGAGGCUCGCAGAAGAACUUGCGCUCGUUGGUGAGCACCGUGGGCACGGUCAAUAUUGUCAGUAAGUCCUACAUGGCUUCGAGAGGCUCUUUGCGAAAUACAGAGAAUUCUAUGCUGAACCGUAGUGGAUCCUCACCUUCCAGGCAGAGUUAUGAUGGUCCUCGGCAAACAUCUGUUUGGAAAAGUGAAACAAGCCCUUCAUACGAGUACAGUCAUGAGAGACAAAGCUCACCCCACUCAGGCAGACGAUAUGACGCAAGAAGCCAGUCCCCUAAAGGCAGAAAGGAGACGGAUAGCUCCUCGAAUCAGAUUCGAGAGGGUCGUCGGAGUGCAUCUCCAGUCAGAAAAGGUUACGGAACAGAGAAAAGCUCCACAUCCAACGGCUGGUGUUAUAAGAGAGAAAGCCCCCCUUCAUCAAGGAAAGGCUACGACACUCAAAUCCAGGCAUCACCGAAGAAAGCAGAAGUCAAGCGAGCCAGUCGGCACUCCUCCCCCAGUAGAGGUCAUCAUCAAAGACCUGACCAAUCAUCGCUUUCCAAAACCAAAUCAAGCCCGGUGAACCCGGCACGUGAGCUAAAGAGCCGCAGUUCCUCCCCGUUUAGGUGGGGAAAUGACAAUCCAAUCCAAUCCUUCCCUCUCAAAUCAGAGAUUGGCCGGCGCUCUGCUACACUGAGGCAAGACCCCACGGGCCACGCCCCUCUCAGGACCACAGUGAGUGACAGAACAGACUCUGGCUCUUUUGUAAAAGAAACCAGCAAAUCACAGCAUGAAUCAAACCCUCCAUUAGGUCACUGGGGAGGGUCCGCCCACUCUCUCCUCAGCCAGUCGGUGUCACGUGGCUCCUCCCCGACCCGCAACAGCUCCUCUCACCGAUCCGCUCCUGUUGCCUGGGAAACGUCGCAAAGUGUUAGUAAGAGGAGCAUCGUAAAGCUGGAGCGAGAUAUUCAAAGCUCUAGCCCUAACAGGCGACCACCAGUGUCCCAAAAACAACACACCUCCUCACAGAGCUCAAUGGACUCAGAGUCAAGCCAUCUGUCAGCGGGAUCGUCAGGACUGCACCGAGAGGAAUACACCAUGAUGGCUGACCUUCCCAAAGUUAAAACCGUCAUGCAGAGGGAGGGUCCGAGUCACCUGGACAGACUCAAAAGCCAACAGAGACGAGAACUUUCCCUCUACAAACCAGCCAGUCACUGUCAAAGCAAAGCUCCUAACUCAGACUGGGAUGAAGUAGAGGAAGAGAGAGACGCUGGUACCAUGUCAAGAGCACACUCCCCUAGCUCACUACAUACACAGAGAGCGAGCAGUCCAUCUCCAGAGCAGAUUCACCAGAAUCAGUCCAGAUCAUCAGAACACAAACAGAAAGCACACAGACCGACGGUGUAUUUCUCCUGCAGUGUGGAACAGACCGAUGAAGAAUCCGCCCAGCAGGCACGUGCUAAUAUCUUCAUUUAA